GCGAGUGCUUCCAGCCUCUUCAUCUUGCAACCAAAUCCGCGGCCGUAACCUCCAAACUUCAGACUCGUAUGUAACGCGUCAGUCGUUUCGAAGAUUUUCAGUCACCAGAUGAGGUUUUAUUGACCUCGGUCCCCUUAAUAUUUUCCAAGUGGAUUCUGAGGGAACAGAAAAAAACUGCAAACGUUUGAGACAGAAGAAAAGAGCCCCUGCUAGUUUGGCCCUAUCAGCUGGUGAUGUUAGUACUAUUGGCACUGGUGUUGCUAUGAGCUGGCCUGGCAUGCACAGCUAGGCCUUGGUGUUCACCUGCUGAACAUACAUAAUUUUACAGAACACCAAUAUCAGACAAGGCUACUCUGUGAUUGUGAUGGAUUAAGAAAAAAAAGGACCACUCCUCAAUCACGUUUGAACAAAGAAAAAACAUGUACAUUGUCCAAAGCCACAAAAAUGAUCAAACAUCUCCCUAUCCUGGAAAAAUAUGAGAGCUCUGAGACCCCUUGUCCAAAGUCCAGUUAUGCUGCUGAAGAGGCUACAUGAAGAGACCAACUGGAGAGGCUACGUGGAGAGGGAGAGGGAGAGGCAGAGGCAGAGGCCCCAUGAUUACACAGAGAGAGACAGGCCCAGCUCUCCCAGUAUCCCAGAUAAUUAGAGUCAGUUUCUGCUGUCUGCAAUCAAGAAAUCCUAUUGACUCCUUCAAUCAAGAUGGCUUCAGCCCUUUUCUUUUUCUUGCCGUACUCCACUGGCUAUGGACGUUCAGGAGCAAGAACGGCACUCUUGCCCACAGCACACAGUUAAUCACUACUAAGCCCUUCCGCCUCAAGCCAAUAGCAUCGGGAUUGUUAGCUCCCUGCAUCGGGAGGGUCAGGAGUAAAACGCCCACACCCUCCUUUCAAAGCCUGCACGCUAUUUAAAGCAGGGAGUACGCCUCUCGUAAGCUCCUCUUCCAAUCCGAAGGAACCGGCCACCCCCACUGGUUGCCACGCAACGGCGUGGUCCUGACCUGAAGUAGCUGCUGGCGGGCUAGAAGCACGUGCCGCCUCUUCCGCAUUCCGGGACUACAUCCCCCACAAUGCCGCGCGCCGCGGGCUGUUGGUCGUCGAAGUGGGGGAAGGGCCGGGCUGGGCCAGGAGGCGGAGCGGAAGCGCAGUGCGAGGGACGAGAAGAGUAGAAUCUGCACGAGCUGGGAACCAACCUGGUCCCUGAUUCCCAGCUCCGGCCUUACUCCAUCCCGACCUGGAGGCUGCUUCGCGAGCGCGGGACGCAGCCGACGCCCGCUCAUCCGCUUUCGCUGCGCCGCCCUGGCUCGGGAGCCGGUUGGCGGCGGCGACGGUGACGAAGAGCCCACGGACAAGCUCAGCUCUGUUGUACUUUGAGAGAGAGAAAGUCAAAUGCCCGUUUUUCACUCCGUCUUCACAACUCGGCUCCCGGGGGACUGAUUCUGAGUAGAAACUUUCAAGCCUACAGCCUCUCUGAUAGCUGACUAUUACUAACUGAAUGAGAGGACAGAAGGAAGCAUGCUCGAGUUGAGAGAGUUGGAGGCAACCUUGCUCAAGAUGAAGAAUAUACAGUUUUAGAUGAGGAGAUUUUUUUUCUUUUUCCUUUAAAAGUCUUGAUUGGUGACUUACCUCUAGUUACCACUUUUCACUUGAGUCUGUUUGCUUCAUCAGAAAUGAUUUUUACAAUCUCAAGAAAAAACAUGUCCCAGAAGUUGAGUUUACUGUUGCUUGUAUUUGGACUCAUUUGGGGAUUGAUGUUACUGCACUACACUUUUCAACAACCAAGACAUCAAAGCAGUGUCAAGUUACGCGAACAAAUACUAGAUUUAAGCAAAAGAUAUGUUAAAGCUCUAGCAGAGGAAAAUAAGAACACAGUGGAUGUCGAGAAUGGUGCUUCUAUGGCGGGAUAUGCGGAUCUGAAAAGAACAAUUGCUGUCCUUUUGGAUGACAUUUUACAACGCUUGGUAAAGCUGGAGAACAAAAUUGACUAUAUUGUUGUGAAUGGCUCAGCAACCAACAGUCCCAGUGGUACCACUGGGAAUCUGGUGCCAGUCACCACAAAUAAAAGGAUAAAUGCAUCAGGCAGCAUUAGAUAGCAGUUGAAGAUCACCUUGUGCUGCUGCAUCCACCGUGGAUUAUAUCCAAUGGCAGAAAAGCUUUUACAUCGCUGGCUAGGAUAGAGUAUACUUUACAAUAAAAGCUCUACGCAUUUUCAAGGAAUAUGCUGGAUUCAUGGAACUCUAAUUCUGUUUAUAAAUUUUAAAAGUUAUUAGUUUGCUUUCAGGCAAGUCUCUUCAAUGCUGUACUAUAUCCUCAAAGGGAAUUUGGUAACAUGGUUGAUGUAGUAAGUAGAUAGGUGAUCUUUGUAUAAUUUUUUUUUUGUUUGAGAUCAAGCUGAGAAAAACACUGAAAGACAUGGAUUCAUUUCUAUAAAAUAUUUAUUUAAAUAUAUGACAUGUUUUUCAGACAAAUGGAGAAUAUUGUUAUUGAAUCAUUCUGUCAUGUGUUCUCAAUAGAUACGUGUUAGCCUGAUACUGUUAGGAAAUGUGCUUCCUCCAGUACUAGAUUUAGAUUAUGAGCAGAGAAAGGAAGUAUAAGAUUGAAAAUAAUGUUUUGAAAUCUUGACCCAGAGAAUGUCUUCAUUUGCACUAUUCUUCAGAAUAACUGGAGGUUAAUUACUGUAUAUUUUUAAAAAUUACAUUUGUAAGAGUAUAAUCUUGAAAUGGGUAGUAGCCACUGUCUGUAACCUAUUCUAAACAUCGGGACAAUUAAACGACAUUAAAAUAGUAAUCUGUAAUCUAAUAUGUAGCAUUUUCUUACGUAUAUCCUGAAGAAUAAAAGAUGUUUAUGAUGAGGUUAAAAACUAAGUUAAUUCAUGAUUUUUCACAUACAUGAAUGUUAAUUUAAAAAUUUAACCCUUUGAGUGUCUAUGCUAUCAGGAAAGCACAUUAUUUCCAUAUUUGGGUAAUUCUUGCUUUUAUUGUGUUGGUGGGGAGGGAGAGACUGAGAUAUUUAUGAGACUGGGACUCUUAAGGACUUUAGCCAGAUGUAUAUAAUAAAGGUAUUUGUGCUACAUUAAAUUGCUUGGAAAAUGGUAACAUUGUAUUAUAUAAGAGUAUCCUGCUUUAUGAAAUUUUGGAUUUGUAUAACAGAUACAUUAGAUGUUCAUUUUAUAUAAUAACCACUUAAAAAUAAAGAACAUUUAAAAUAUAAUUUAAAUUAUAAAGAUUGACUAUCUUUUCAGGAAAACAGCUAUUGUAAAUAGCACAAGAGAUCCUAAUCAAGGGUAAUUUUAGUAUAGAGCAAAGUACACCUCUAUUUAAAUUUCCCUUGUAGCAAAUUUAAUUGCCAUAUGGUGCCCUAUAUUUCAUAGUAUUUAUUCUCUAUAAUGACUGCUUAAGUGCAGCUAGCUUUAGACAGUAUUGAAUUUAGUUUGGUGUUUUUCCCCCUCCUCCCCAAAGCCCCCCAAUACAUAGUUAUAUAUUCAAAUUGUAGGUCCUUCUGGUUGUGCUAUGUGGGACACCACCUCAGCAUGGCCUGAUGAGCGGUGCCACGUCCACACCCAGGAUCCGAAACAGCGAAGCCCUGGGCUGCCGAAGCAGAACGCAUGAACUUAACCACUUGGCCAUGGGGCCAGCCCCAUAUUGAAUUUAGUUUUGAAUAUUGUAUUGUUCAUUAUUACAUAUGCUACCAUACAUAGUACCAAUGAUUAUAUGUUUGAUUAAAAUAAGUAUUUUUUUUCAAAAAAUAUUGUUUUAUGAAAUGUAGCUUUCCAAACUCUUUUCCCUGUACUCUACCUUCAUGUGAAGAAAUUAAUUAUAUACCAUUGCCAGGUGAAGUUUGGAAUAAUUGUUCAGUCUCUCUCGUGUUAGAUGUGGACAUUUUUUGUUUUUGUUUUCAGAGUUGAAAUAAAAUAUAUUAUUUGUACUUACAAA
Messenger RNA from Equus caballus (horse), 3928 nucleotides. RefSeq names its product coiled-coil domain containing 126 (gene CCDC126). NCBI's taxonomy places the organism in Eukaryota, Metazoa, Chordata, Mammalia, Perissodactyla, Equidae. Gene Ontology annotation, cellular component: membrane. The record is from RefSeq and is a predicted model, not a curated record.